This is a messenger RNA of Punica granatum (pomegranate), 3551 nucleotides long. The record is from RefSeq and is a predicted model, not a curated record. NCBI's taxonomy places the organism in Eukaryota, Viridiplantae, Streptophyta, Magnoliopsida, Myrtales, Lythraceae.
AUGCAGCCCAACCUGUUCCCCUUCGGCAGCGUUCUGGGCAACCCGUUCCUGUUCAAUGGUGAUUUGAGCGAGGGGGGAUUUGAGAGCUCCCGGGUCUUCUUCUUGCUCCCCUUCUUGCUGUCCCAAGGCGGCGCCAUGGACUUGUCCAAGGUCGGGGAGAAGAUCCUCAGCUCCGUCAAGUCCGCUCGCUCCCUCGGCCUCCUCCCUUCCCCCUCUGAUCGCCCCGAGGUUCCGGCCCGAGCAGCAGCUGCGGCGGCUGUCGCCCGUGCUCUGGCAGGAUUGCCUCCGCACCAGCGGUACAGUCUCUCCUCUAGUUCGACGGAGUUGAGUUCGAUAUAUGGAACCCGACCUUCUGGUGAAGUUGUCCCGGAGCCAGAAGAUGAUUUCUAUGAAGAGGAGUUUGAUCCAGUGAGGUAUAUUUUAGAGCAUGCUCCUUCCGAAGAAACUGAGUUGGCAUAUUUUGAGAAACAGGCUGCACUUAGAUUAUCACAACUGGAUCUAGUUUCAGAACGGCUAUCCCGGAAUGUUAUGGAACAUCAUGAAGUAAUGGUGAAGGGGAUGAAUUUGGUGAGGGAACUGGAGAGGGACUUAAAGGUUGCAAAUGUCAUCUGCAUGAACGGAAGGCGGCAUCUGAACUCAUCGAUGAAUGAGGUGUCGAGGGAUCUAAUUGUCAAUUCUAAUUCUAAGAAGAAGCAAGCUCUCUCGGAUGUAUUGCCUGUGCUAGCUGAGCUUCUUCAUGCAAUGGACAUGCAAAAUGCAUUGGAAUCUCUUGUUGAGGAAGGAGAUUAUUGCAAGGCUUUCCAAGUUCUAUCUGAAUAUUUGCAGCUCCUAGAUGGAUUUUCAGAGCUGUCAGCAAUGAAAGAGAUGAGCAAAGGUGUUGAGGUUUGGCUUGGGAAAACUCUCCAAAAGUUGGACUCACUGUUAUUGGGAGUGUGCCAAGAAUUCAAAGAGCAGAACUACUUAACUGUAGUUGAUGCAUAUGCUUUAAUUGGGGACAUAUCUGGUCUUGCUGAGAAGAUACAGAGCUUCUAUAUGCAGGAAGUCCUUUCAGAAACACAGACUGUUUUAAGGAGUGUCGUACUAGAGGAUCAAGAAAUGAAUCAACAAAAUAGCAGACUUACAUUCAGUGACCUAUGUCAUCGGAUACAAGAAUCUAAGUUCAGGCAGUGCUUAUUGCAAACACUAGCUGUGUUAUUUAAGCUGAUGUGUUCUUACUAUGAGAUCAUGAGCUUUCAGCUGGAGAAUGAGGGUUCAGCAGCUCUGCGAUCUCCCAGUUUCAAGCAAAGGGAAAGUGAAUCAGAUGGAAGAGUUUCGGAUUCCCAAGGAGGUCAUGCCGUGAAUUCCGAAUCUUUUGAGAGGUUGCAAAGUUCAAAACCUUCAGAGGAAUCUGCAGAUAGCACUUCUCAUUUUGUUUCCUCAGGCGACUCAGUUGACAUGGCGAGGGACAACGGAAGUGCAGCAUCAGCAAGCGGAUCACCGUGGUAUCAAUUGAGAAAAGAUGCAACUAGUUUUGUUUCACAAACUCUUCAGAGAGGACGCAAGAAUCUGUGGCAGCUCACAACAAGUCGUGUUUCUGUUUUGCUUUCUUCCGCUGUUAUUUCUUCAACGAGCAUUCAUCAAUUCUUAAGGAUAUAUGAAGAUCUUAAUGUCUUUGUCUUGGCUGGGGAAGCCUUCUGUGGAGUUGAAGCAACUGAAUUCAGAAACAAGUUGAAAGCUGUCUGUGAGAACUACUUUGCAGCUUUCCAUCGCCAGAAUGUCUAUGCAUUGAAGAUGGUACUGGAAAAGGAGAAUUGGCUGAGAUUGCCACCAGAGACAGCCCAUGUAAUUACUUUUGCUGGAUUAGUUGGUGAUGGAGCAGCUUUAAUUGUUCCAAGCGGUAUUACUGCAAGAGAGCUUCAUUCUGAUAAAUCAUCGAAUUCUGCCGAUGCUGGUUCUAGGAAGGGUGGUUUCUCUCAUUGGCUUAGGAGUGGAAACAUAUUUUUGCAAAAAUUAGGUGGAAACUCCAAAGAUUGUCAAAGUCCAAAUGGGGGGAUCACUCGGGGAGUUGAUGGAGUGAUUGCAGAUCAUCUCCAUGAUUACAGAGAUUCUCCAAGAAGUACUGAUGCGAAUCGUAUGAAUGGGUAUGCCGCUUCUGAAGAAGAAAAUGAAGAUCUCCUUGCAGACUUCAUUGAUGAGGAUAGUCAACUCCCUAGUCGUAUUUCGAAGCCCAAUCUUCCAAAAAGAAAUCCGCACUUCAGUGAUGAAGAUAGCAUGGUCCAAACAGGAUCUUCUCUGAGUCUGUUAAGGUCUAUGGAUAAGUAUGCCAGGCUCAUGCAGAAGUUAGAAAUAGUAAAUGUUGAAUUCUUCAAGGGCAUGUGCCAGCUUUUUGAGAUCUUUUUCUACUUUAUUUAUGAAACUUUUGGCCCACCAUCUAAUUCAACCGGGAAAGGCCUUAGUGAUUUUCAUAAUUAUCGACUGAAAUCAGCUAUGUCCAGAAUAACUCAAGAUUGUGAUCAGUGGUUAAAACCACUAAAUGCUACAGCGCCUUCCUCUUCAACUGCUUCUUUGAAUGAUGUAACACCGACAAGUCCGAGUACAACCUUUGGUCAAUUAUCAGGCACAUCUUUAGGUCUCAAGGAAAGAUGUACUGGAGCGGAUACAGUGUCUCUGGUUGCUCGAAUAUUGCACAAGUCUAAAGCUCAUCUCCAGUCCAUGCUGCUACGAAAUAAUGCUGUUAUAGUUGAUGAUUUCUUUGCAAAUCUGGUGGAUACUGUACCAGAUCUUAUUGAGCACAUUCAUAGGACAACUGCAAGACAACUUCUGCACAUAAGUGGUUAUGCUGACCGAAUUGCAUCUGCUAAAUGGGAAGUGAAAGAGCUCGGCCUAGAGCAUAACGGGUAUGUUGAUCUGAUGUUGGGAGAGUUCAAGCACUAUAAGACGAGGCUCAUGCAUGGGGGAAUUCACAAGGAGGUACAAGACAUCCUAUUAGAACACGGUCUUGAAAUUGUUGCGGAAACUCUCACUGAAGGUCUCUCCCGAGUCAAGAGGUGCACUGAUGAAGGGCGAGCUCUGAUGUCUUUAGAUCUUCAGGUUCUGAUUAAUGGGCUGCAGCACUUUGUUUCCGCAAACGUGAGGCCAAAGUUCCAAAUAGUCGAAGCCUUCAUCAAGGCUUACUACCUUCCGGAAACAGAAUACGUACACUGGGCCCGCGGUCACCCGGAAUACACUAAGAAUCAGAUCGUGGGGCUGAUCAACCUUGUCGCAACGAUGAAAGGUUGGAAAAGAAAAACCCGAUUGGAAGUGCUGGAGAAGAUUGAGUGAGCUGGCCCUCCAGUUCAGUUUGAACCAUGUAAUGUUUCGAGCCCUUGAUUUUUCCUUGAAUUUUGGUUCUUCUGCCGAGUGAUGUAUAUUUCGGUAAAUUAUAGAGCAAGUAGUUUUAGGUCAUUUUUCGUGUAGAGCUUGUUUGAGGUUGUAUAUCUCCAGAUAUCUCUGCGUGUAAUAUAUAUUGUAAUCUCGAAUCACAAUUCAAAUAACGAGCCUACUAGAGUUUCCCCGAUCCAUUGCUCGGAAAA